AAUCAAAGAGAAAUAAAGCCCUAUAUAAUGAUGAUGAAUCAAAAGAAAUAAACGUAAAUAAAGAGGUUACACUUACUCUUUGUUUUGUUAAUAUCAAUGUAAUUACCUCCUUAUACAUUCAUAAAAUAACGCCCUUUUCCGGAAAGGUAGACAGAGACUACAUCUUUCCACUUGCCACGAUCUCUGCAUACAAGCAACAUCAUGCAAGCUCGGAGCUUUCGGAUACCAGAACGUCCUUAAUUUAAUCAAGAUACAUUCGUAUAGGCCUUCUAACUCCGACCUUUCCCUCCACACUCUCCUUGUAUAUUUUAUUAGUCAAUCUGCUUUCAUUCAUCCACUCCACAUAACCAAACCGUCUUAACAAACCCUUUUCUAUUCCUGUUACUACAUCUUCUUUCACAUGACAACAUUCCUCCUUAUACGCGUAGCUAAUCCCAAAACUGAAAAUAACUAUAUGAAUCUCUCAUUUCUCGUAACUUGCUAGCCUAUGAAAAAAAUUCCUAUUAAGGUAGGGAGCCUUAUUUCAAGAAGAUUGGUUGAAUAGACAACGCGUGAAAAGAAAACAAACAAACAAACUUACUUUUGCAUUCAUAAUAGGAUUAUAUAAGUAGUUAGGUUUGUCCAGAAAGCGAGAUUGCUACUAUGUCUUAAAAAAGGAAUGUUAGGAGUACCCACCUGCCCGUAAUCGUUGAAUAUGCAUGAGAGUACCUAAUGAGUGUGAAGGAAGCGGGAGAGGUCUGUAGAGAUUGUAGCAAGUGGAAAUCCAUAGCCUCUGCCUACCCCAAUGGGAGACACGUGAUGGUAUGUACAUAAUUAUAUGUAUGAACAUUUUACAAAUACCUAAGAGUCAUCUUUAUUAAUAAUACGAAUAAAUUUACCUAGGUAGGUACAAUGUACAAUAUAGUUAUAUAUUAUUAAGUAAAGGUAGGUAUCUACCUUCGUAUAUUUUCUUCAUUCCAAUGAUAUCGCUUGCACGUAUCUCAACGUAGAUACUUUUGUUAUCUAUAGAUACAUAGGUAUACAUAAUAAGUCAUCACAAUAAUAAACACUUUAGUAUCAGAACAGUAUUGCAGUGAACAGUCGUGUCAUUAAAAUUUUACAUUACAAUUAUAUCACAACAAAACAAUGAAAGCAAAAAAAUAUGUCGUUCUAAAUCCUUUCGUGGGUGAACCAAAGAAAAGCGACUUCACAAUAGGGAUCGAAGAAAGUUUGCCUGCCUUACAAGAAAAUGAAUUCUUAGCCGAAGCGGUCUAUCUUAGUGUAGAUCCUUACCAAAGAUGGCAACGAGACUUAUCAUAUCCUUACGAUAUGAUAGGAGGACAGAUUGCUCGAGUAAUAGAAAGUAGAAACGACGCCUACCCUGUAGGCACAUGGGUAAUGGGUCACUUUGGUUGGCGAACUUAUACAGUCACGAAACCAGAUGAUGAGCGGUUUUCUGCCAAACUGCCAUAUUUGUAUCGAUUACCUGAUUUUGGCGACUUGCCAGUUUCAUUAGGUCUUGGGGUUUGUGGUAGAGUUGGCAACACAGCAUAUUUCGGACUUACGGAAUUUUGCAAACCUGAGCCAGGAGAGACGGUGGUGGUGUCAGGAGCUGCAGGCGCAGUGGGCUCUCACGUCGGCCAAAUCGCUAAAUUAUUUGGAUGUAGAGUCAUCGGAUUCGCAGGAACAGAUGAAAAGUGUGAAUGGUUGACCAAAGAACUAGGUUUUGACUUUGCUGCUAACUACAAAACAGUGGAUUUGGGAAAAUAUCUUGACCAAAACGCGCCGAAAGGCGUUGAUUGUUACUUUGAUAAUGUGGGUGGUGAAGUCAGUAGUAUUGUAAUGUCAAAAAUGAAUGAAUUUGGAAGAGUCGCCGUAUGCGGUUCCAUCUCUACAUACAAUGAAACUAAUCCAGAUAAAAUGAAAGCCACUGUACUUCAGCCUUUAAUUGUAGGAAAGCAACUUUCGAUUCAUGGAUUUCUUGUUAAUAGAUUUGCUGAUCGCACAAUCGAAGGCGUAUUACAAAACUUGAAAUGGAUACGAGAAGGGAAAAUAAAAUAUCGAGAAACUAUUGUACAUGGAUUCGAAAAUGCAAUCGAUGCAUUCAUUGGUUUAUUUAGAGGAAAUAACACAGGAAAAUCCCUUGUUAAAAUAAACUAAAGUUUACAACCAGCAAAAACUGUA
Molecule: messenger RNA, 2163 nt
Organism: Amyelois transitella
Lineage: Eukaryota; Metazoa; Arthropoda; Insecta; Lepidoptera; Pyralidae
Product: prostaglandin reductase 1
Exons: 8
Coding region: 1126-2139 (337 amino acids)
Biological process (GO): prostaglandin metabolic process
Cellular component (GO): cytoplasm
Molecular function (GO): 2-alkenal reductase [NAD(P)H] activity; 15-oxoprostaglandin 13-reductase [NAD(P)+] activity
Source: RefSeq, a predicted model, not a curated record